This is a messenger RNA of Paramecium octaurelia, 1992 nucleotides long. NCBI's taxonomy places the organism in Eukaryota, Ciliophora, Oligohymenophorea, Peniculida, Parameciidae. The record is from the annotation of a GenBank genome assembly.
AUGAGUUCCGUUUAAAAAGAAUUACAGAUUUCAAAUUGCAGCGAUCGUGGACUCUAUUAAGAUGGGUCAUGCUAAUGUGAUUUGGGGUACUUCGGAGAUGAAUGUGAGUUGAAACUGGAAGAACUUCACAUGGCAACUUAUUAUACUUUUAUAGGAUUCUUCUUAAUACUCUUUACAAUCCUCCUUCUUUUUACUUUAAAACAAUUCUAACAAUCUCUCAAAAUGAAUAAAAUCCCUUCCUAUCAGAAGUAUGAAAAUAGAUGAUAAUUAUCAAUAGAGGAUGUAAUUAUAUCAAGAAUGUCCUGGGAUCCCCAUUGAAUUGUAUUUUAUGUCUAACUAUCUUACUAAGUGUACUCAAGAUACUAUGGUUAGGCUUAGACCCCUUUUAAUUAUAUGUAUUCUAAUCAUUCAAAUUCUUAAUAGGAUUAUAAGGAAAGAGUUUGUGAAAGAAUUCUGGCAGAAGUAGUUUAUACGAUACUAUUUUAUAUCUAUGGAAUUUUAUUGAUGGUUUGGUAUACUAUGUAUGAUGAAAUCUCAUUUAACAUUACUGAGAAGAAAAACAACACUUUAGAAUAAUAAUCAGCCCCCAAAACUGAGAAUAGAAAAUUCAUUCUUACAUAUUACAAAGACAUCAUGAAAAUAAGACUCUUCCUUGUCUUAAUUAUUUAAUUGACUGUCAGUACACUAAAUGGUAAUUUUCAACCUUUAAUUAGGAUUAAGAUUGGGUCAAUAAUAUAAAACUAUCUUAUAUAUUGCAUACGCAGUACUGUUACUCAAUUUCAUGUAAGUUGCAAUCAUUAAUAUUAGUUCCUUUAUUUUUGAAUUCCUUCUAUAUGGGAGAUCCCUCAAUCAAUGCAUAGAACAACAACUCAAAAGACUGGAUUAAGAUAACAGAUAACAAGAGAAAGAAGAGAAGCUGAAAUUCUCAUUAAAUAAUUAGCAAGUAAACUUAUCAUAAUUAUUAUUAAAAGACUAUAUUAUCAAAAACAUAGUUGAUGAUUUAAUAGGAAGAUCAUUUGUAAUCACCAGCUACUCCUGACUAACAAAUUUUAAAAUUAAGUUCCCUAAGUGUAAGUGAUGAAAGUCAAAAGGAAACAUCCAGAGCCAUAGCCAUCACUCAAAUCGAUAAACGCUAAUAUCAUACUUUUUUGAAGAAGCAAGUGACGUUCAGAUCACCACAAAGCACCCCUACAUAGCAGAAUACUGAAAUUAAGCGUGAAGCUAAAAAAUGCAAAAUGAAAACUAUUAUUAGUGAAGAAUCACAAAAUUCAUUACAUGCAGAUGAGGGGUCUAAUCAUUAGAAAGUUAAUUCUUGUUUAUUGAAUGAGGAAGACUUUGGUUAAGUAGAUUUGUAAUGGAAUAUAAAAAAGGAGAGAAAUAAUAUCAAGAAGAUAAAAAAACAAUAGAUUAAAAUUGUAGAGAAAACUAAAUCAUCAGUAAAUGAAAUCAAACGAUAAAAUAAAACACCUAAAAAAAAUACUAUAAAUUCAGUUAUCAAUCUAGAUUCCUUUUAACUUGAGGAUGAUAAGAAAAAUAAAAUAUAACUUGCUCAGGAGUAUUAAGCUGAGAUGCUUGCUCAAUAAAGAUAAAUUAGAACUUCAAAUCUAAAUGCUGAUAAAAAAGUACUUGCUAAAAUCCAGAUGCUCAUUUAUAUUGGAGUGUUUCUAGAAAUUUGCUUUGGAGCUUUGUCUGUUGUUAUUUUAUUAACUGAUCUACUUAAAAAACCUGUAGGUUAAAUUGAUGUUUAUUUUAGGUACUAUUUGCUAUUUGUACAUUUCAGCUAUGCUUCAAUUCUUAUCAUUGAUUACUGUGUUGAAACUAUUUCGAGAUGUUAGGAGCUAGGAAGUGUUGAAUCUAAUUUGGAUUCAAAAAGUGGGGAAUAGAAAGAAUAAGAUUAAUCAGUAGUACUACUUUCAAAUUCCUCUUGAGUAGACAAGAGCGGAUGAAUCAAAGAAAAGAUUUGAACAAAGAAUCAAUAUGCAUAGAGGAUGA